Messenger RNA from Trichomonas vaginalis G3, 186 nucleotides. RefSeq names its product phosphoribulokinase uridine kinase family. Bases 1 to 186 code for a protein of 61 amino acids. NCBI's taxonomy places the organism in Eukaryota, Parabasalia, Trichomonadida, Trichomonadidae. The record is from RefSeq and is a predicted model, not a curated record. The transcript has a single exon.
AUGUUCUUCAACUCUUCAUUGCUUAAGGAACUUCCAGUUCUUUCUAUCUACUGCCUCAAUUUGCUCUCUGAUGCCACAAUUCCAUAUCAUCGUUAUCCACUCACCUCUGAAGUCACCCAGGAGGCUAAGCAACUCCUCAGAAUGUUCUCCGGAAAACCUCUUGAAGGAGUUCCGCACAUCUUGUGA